AUGAGGCAACUCUUAGACAGUCCGCCUUCUUGUACCCUCUCAUCUUCCUCUGCACUUGCCAUGGCUGGAGAAAUAGUAUAUGCUGAUUUAAACAUUCCUGGAGCUUUUCCCACUUCAAAGUCACUGCAUCCAGCUCAGCACCCCAAAAUCCCUCAGUGCCCACGCUGGCAUCGGAUGGCUCUAUGGCUUGGAUGGGCUGGGAACAUCAUCCUGGCGGCAGCUGUGAUCGUGCUUGGUGUUUGGGGUCAGACUGGAAGACAGGGAACAACAAAUGGAAUUGAAUGUAAUUCCAGCCUGAAGGAUUCCCAGUCUUGUUCGAAUCAAAAUUUGUAUCCAAAGCCAGACAACAACUCAACAGAGGGCUGUGGGUGCAAACUGUGCCCCGCUGACUGGCUGCCACACAAGAACAAGUGCUAUUGGGUCUCUAAAGAAAGUAAAACAUGGAAUGAGAGUCGUGAGGACUGCUCAGCGAAGAGCUCUCAGAUGCUCAUGAUCCAAGACAAGGAGGAGAUGGUGUAUGUACUGAGUAUUCCACAACUGAACCUGGUCUGGCUUGGACUCAGUGUAACAUCCCCAGAGAGGAAAUGGACCUGGGUGGACGGCUCCACAUUUGAUGAAACACUGUUCCAGCUAACAGGCGCUGCUGACAGGGAGAGCUGUGGGAUGAUCACAGGGAACCACACUAUUUCAGAAACCUGCACGGCUGUAGCUAAAUGGAUUUGUGAGAAAGUUGCCCUGAAAUAAGCAGUCACACCAGUGAGCUGCACUUCCGUAACUGAAAUAGCAAGCACCCUUGUUUAUUUUCUAAAAGAAAAACAUUUGCUAAUUAAAGAAUUCUAAAGCCUCCGACAAACUCAUUUUCCAAGGAAGAUCCAUUCACUUGUUCCUCAGGAGCUGGGUCUGAUUUCACGAGGAGCUGGCUGCCUCCUGGGCAUCGUGUGAGAGCAGACACUCUUGGCUCUCAGGAACAGUUUGAAAAUUAAAAGUUGUAAAGCCCCAAUGUCACCACUGGAGACCUACGUGCCAUCUGGCCACAUCUCAGAAAGGCGCCGUUUUGAACAUUCUUCCACCCUGCCCCACUUUCAGCCAUAGCCUCUAAUUCUGUGGGAGAUUUAGGGGAAGAAGCACCAGUUUGUAUUCCCACAUCUGGUAGUUGCUUACCAUUUACGCACCCCAAUCUGGGUACACAAUAGUUCUCGUCACAGAU
Mauremys mutica (yellowpond turtle) is the source of this 1207-nucleotide messenger RNA. Its product is annotated as killer cell lectin-like receptor subfamily B member 1B allele B. NCBI's taxonomy places the organism in Eukaryota, Metazoa, Chordata, Testudines, Geoemydidae. The coding region runs from base 1 to 744 and encodes 247 amino acids. The record is from RefSeq and is a predicted model, not a curated record. The transcript is spliced from 6 exons.